Molecule: messenger RNA, 1419 nt
Organism: Tripterygium wilfordii
Lineage: Eukaryota; Viridiplantae; Streptophyta; Magnoliopsida; Celastrales; Celastraceae
Exons: 1
Coding region: 106-1269 (387 amino acids)
Biological process (GO): chloroplast organization; regulation of DNA-templated transcription
Cellular component (GO): chloroplast
Molecular function (GO): double-stranded DNA binding
Source: RefSeq, a predicted model, not a curated record
AACAGCAAUCGAGGGUUUUAUAUUGCGAUUUGGAAUUCGAUUAUACGAGUUUUCUUUUCAAGAAUCGGUAAGUUUCACUACCUCAUUGCUAUAAUUUCAGGCUUCAUGUUUCACUUUCUCUGUAAAACGAUUCUACUUGGGAGACGCACUGUUACAGCUUCGCCAACCCGCAAUCCGCGUUUUUCUCAAUUAAUAUCUCUCAAGUUCGUCUCAACUAAUGCGGAUAAUCACUCAUUUGUAGUUUCGUAUCUCGUAAACUCAUGUGGGUUCUCGCCAGAAACGGCUCUAAAGGCUUCAAAGGAUAUCCACUUUGAGACCCCAAAAAAACCUGACUCUUUUAUUGCUUUUCUGAAGAAUCAUGGUUUUACUGAGACCCAAAUCUUCACAAUUAUUAAGAAAAUCCCAAGUUUGCUUGUAUGCGAUGCUGAGAAAUUCCUCUUGCCCAAACUUGAGUUUUUUUACUCAAAAGGGAUGUCAAGCCCUGAACUAGCCAAGAUUAUGUGUUAUUAUCCAAUCAUUUUCAAAAGAAGCUUGGAAAAACAACUGAUUCCUUCCUUUGAUUUCUUUACCAAUGUGCUUAAAUCUGAAGAGAAUACCGUUGCAGCGUUUAAACGUUAUGCGGGUAUUCUAUCUGUUAACCUUGAAAAUACUCCAAUUGCUUCUAACAUCAAUAUAUUGAGAGAACAUGGAGUACCAGAAUCAAAAAUCGUUACCAUACUAAGAUACCAGCCUAGAUCAUUUUUGAUUGGCUCAGAUCAAUUUAGGGAGAUUGUGGAGGAAGUGAAAAGAAUGGGGUUCAACCCAUUGAGGACAAAGUUUGUGCUGGCCGUCUUUGCUUUGAGGACAAUAAGCAAAUCGACUUGGGAAAAGAAGGUUGAUGUUUAUAAGAAAUGGGGUUGGUCUGAUGAAGAUAUUAUUAUAGCAUUUGGGAGGAAUCCAUGGUGUAUGACGGCGUCAGAGAAGAAGAUUACGGGGGUGAUGGACUAUUUCAUCAAUGUAAUGGGAUUAAAGCCAUUGGUUGUUUGCAAAGACCCAGCACUUCUUUCGUUGAGCUUGAAGAAAAGAAUUGUUCCAAGGGGAUCGGUUGCUCGAGUUUUGUUGUCGAAAGGUCUAAUUAAAGAGCGUAGUUUGUUUAGGUGGUUUGCUUAUACGGAAAAGUUGUUCCUUGAAAAGUUAGUGACAUGUUAUAAAGAAGAAGCUCCUGAACUUAUGAAGCUGUAUACUGAGAAACUGAACCUAUCAAUGCAGCGAGGAAGUGAGAAAAAGUGAGUAGGAUCUCGCAAUGGCAAUGGAACGAAGCAUUAUUUUCAUGUUUUUGUUGUCACAUCACAUGAUUUUGUUGAUUUCUCAGUGUUGAAUUUUUUUCAAUAAUCCAAAACAAUUUGUCUUGAAGUUGUAUUUGAUGUUGGUUGUCAAUUA